Pelmatolapia mariae (spotted tilapia) is the source of this 2820-nucleotide messenger RNA. RefSeq names its product polymerase (DNA directed) iota (gene poli). Lineage: Eukaryota; Metazoa; Chordata; Actinopteri; Cichliformes; Cichlidae. Gene Ontology annotation, biological process: translesion synthesis. The transcript has 10 exons. Gene Ontology annotation, molecular function: DNA-directed DNA polymerase activity; damaged DNA binding. The record is from RefSeq and is a predicted model, not a curated record. Bases 81 to 2243 code for a protein of 720 amino acids.
GAACUAUUACGACAACAACAGCAGCAGUAGUCGUAGCAGUCUAUAUUUCUGCAAAAUUUAUUAAAUUUGCGAGCUUUAAGAUGGAAAACAGCGAGGAUGAGGAGGAUGAAAACGAGUGGAUGAACAGUUUCGUGGAUUCAUCGACACAUAGCCCCCCUGCUGCUGCUGCUGCUGCUGCUUCAGGACCAAGCAUCAGUAAAACGCCAGUACGUGCACACAGAGUCAUUUUGCAUUUUGACCUAGACUGCUUCUAUGCUCAGGUGGAAAUGAUCAGAAACCCUGCACUGAGAGAAGUCCCGUUAGGUAUACAGCAGAAGUACAUCAUAGUCACUUGUAACUAUGUGGCAAGGGAGAGGGGUGUCAACAAGCUGAUGUCUGUGACUGAUGCUAAGGAGAAAUGUCCUGAGCUGGUGCUGGUUAAAGGAGAAGACCUCACACACUACAGAGAGAUGUCAUAUAAAAUGACAGAUCUGCUGAUGUCUUAUUGUCCUCUUGUGGAAAGGCUUGGAUUUGAUGAAAACUUCAUGGACGUCACUGAGAUGGUAGAACAAAGGCUUGCACAGAUAGUGAAGUCUGAAGACUUUUCAUUUAAAGGACACGUCUACAAUCAUCCAAGUGCAGAUGUUAAAGCCAGUAACUACCCAAGGUUGGCUUUAGGUUCACACAUUGCAGCAGAGCUCAGAGAAGCCGUCCACAGCAAACUGGGCCUGACCGGCUGUGCUGGCAUCGCCACAAACAAGCUGCUAGCCAAACUGGUUUCAGGCACCUUCAAACCCAACCAGCAAACCACUCUGCUCCCAGAGAACAUCAGUGACAUCAUGGGUUGCCUAAGCAGUGUCCGCAAAGUGCCAGGGGUGGGUCACCAAACUGCUAAGAGACUUCAAGCCCUGGGAUUGGUCAGCGUAAAAGACCUGCAGCUGUGUCCUCUGAAUGACCUGGCGAAGGAGCUUGGAAGUCCCACUGCUCAGCGUUUGAAGAAUCUGGCCCUCGGUGUUGAUGACUCAGCUGUCACUUGUACUGGGGCCCCUCAGUCUCUCAGCGAUGAAGACUCUUUCAAAAAAAUGUCCUCAACAAAAGAGGUUUCAGAGAAGACACAACAACUUUUGAGCAGUCUGGUUGGAAGGAUGCGCAAAGAUGGCAGGCAGCCUCAAACCUUCAGGCUCACAAUCCGUAAAUACACAACGACCAACAAGUGGUUCAGUCGGGAGAGCCGGCAGUGUCCGAUCCCCAACCAGAUUGGACAGAAGAUCAGCUCUGGCAGUAGUGAUGAUGCUGUCAUGCAGCUGCUCCCGUUGGCCAUGAAACUCUUCUACAGGAUGGUGGACUGCGGCGCCCCCUUCCACCUCACCCUCAUUAACGUCUGCUUCAGUAAUCUGCAGACCAGAGCAGCUGCCGUCACCGGGAAGGGCUCGAUAACAUCGUUCUUUUCACAGAGCACAUCUCCCAAAAAGUCCCAGACCGUCGUAUCGCAGUGCCAGUGUGUCGAUUCCUCUCAGGGUAUUGAUAUGGAUCAUCAGUUUGGCACAGAUGGCUUGAUUUCUCAACACAAUAAACAACCCGCCACACAAAGCUCUUCUAGCUCUGAGGCACCAUUACACGGGUUAAGAUGGAAACAGAACUCUGCUGUUAUUGUAGAAAACACUCGAAAUGCAUCCUGCAGUACAGCUGGGUGCGACCCUGACGAAACGGCUAACGCUGUGACACGGUUGCCUCCCAAUGUUGACCCGGAGGUGUUCAAACUUCUUCCAGAGGACAUCCAGAAGGAGCUGUUAUCUCCUGCUUAUGUGAGCUCCCUGUACAGCACUUCUAGCAGCCAGUCAGGCACUGAUGUCCCCAGCACAUCAAAAAACAAACUUCCUGAGACACUUACAGACUCAGAAAGUAUUAGUGACACAAAAGAUGCUGCAAACAAGUUGAACUCUUCCAACAGAGCGACCACCGUGAAUCACCAGGGGAAGGCAGGUACAAGUGCAUUCCCAGGAGAAGACGUCAUGGAAGAAGGGGGUCUGUCAUUCCCCCGGUCAUCUGACUGCGAGUUCCCGGGAAAUGUGGACCCUAAGGUGUUUUCUGAGCUUCCGCCAGAUGUUCAAAGGGAGCUGAUGUCUGAGUGGAAGCAGCAGAAGCCAAUUCUGAAGACUUCUUCAUCUAAGAAACCAGGAAAAAGCUUGAUGACCAAAGACAGAAAGGCUCCAGGAAAAGGCAGCCAGGCCAACAACUUGUUCAAGUAUUUCAAACCCAGUUAGAGAGACACUAUGUCACGAAGAUAAAUGAAAGUUUUCUUGAUGUUGGGUUGUUGAACAAACUAAGCAACUUUUCUUUUAAAGCAAUUUAUAACCUAAGUUGAAUCAGGUGACCUUGAAUGUCAGAAAGUUUGUUUUUCCUAAGCAUUAAAUAAUUGAUAUCUAAUAUCGUGUGAUAUCUUUACCGUGUGUAUAAAAUAUAUUUUCUAUCAUAUAACAAAUUAUAAUGGUAGAUGGUCAUAUUAAACAUGGUCAAACCACCAGCCAAUCAGAAGGUAGAUCACAUAACGGAAGGGGGACUUUAAAAGGAGGGGUAUGUUAAGCUUCUAAUCCUGCUUUUAACUGUUUAAGUAUAUACAGAAAAGAUGCAGAAAGUGCCCAGCAAUAAAGGAGGAAAUUAACUGAUUCCAUCAAUGAUCAAUAGUUGAGCUCAAUAAUGUAAUAACUAAACUAUAGCCUUAAAAAUGGGCACUGAGUAUGAGCAGAAAGCCUCACUUCAGACAUUGAUUUACUGAUUAACCUGACAGUGCAAAUUAAUGAUAUUUAAAGUUCUCAGAUACAUAUUUCAGUUCCUUUUUUG